GUUUUUGUGAAUGAGUGUGACCUUUCACCCGCGUUGCAAAGAUUCGCUUAAUAAUUCUCAGUAAUUCUCAUAUUCGCACAUAUCGAGAUGUCACAUAAAAUAAAGAUUGGUAUCAUUGGUGGUUCUGGUGUGGACAAUCCUGAUCUGUUCCAAGAUAGACAAGAGAAGUUUGUAGAAACUCCAUAUGGCAAGCCAUCAGAUGCUUUGAUUCUUGGCAAGAUCAGUGACGUAGAGUGUGUCUUACUUGCACGGCAUGGCCGUGGUCAUUCUAUAAUGCCAACGAAUAUAAAUUAUCGUGCCAAUAUACAUGCACUGAAAGCCGAAGGAUGUACGCAUUUAUUAGUGACAACCGCCUGUGGAUCACUACGAGAGGAAAUCAAACCAGGUGAUGUGGUCAUCCUAGAUCAGUUUAUUGACCGCACAACUAAACGUCAACAAACAUUUUAUGACGGUUCAUAUAGCAGCCCAAGAGGUGUCUGUCAUAUUCCAAUGCACACACCGUUUUGUGAACAUACGCGGCAGGUUUAUAUUGAAGCAUGCAAAGAGUUGGGUAUUACAGCGCACUCAUCAGGAACCAUGGUUACCAUAGAAGGACCAAGAUUUUCAACUGUUGCUGAGAGUCGCAUGUUUCGCAGUUGGGGAGCUGAUGUCAUUAACAUGACCACUGUGCCUGAAGUUGUACUAGCAAAGGAAGCUGGUCUUUGUUAUGCUAGUGUUGCCAUGGCAACUGAUUAUGAUUGUUGGAAAGAAUCCGGGGAAACGGUGAGUGUGGAAGCUGUUUUAAAGACGUUUAAAGAUAACGCAGAAAAGGCUAAAAAUAUUUUGUUUAAAGUGAUUCCCAUGAUAGCACAGAAAGACUGGACAGAAGUUAUUCAAGCCCAUCAGUUACUUGGCAACAUUCAAGAUAAUACUGAUUAUUCAGAACCUAUUACUAUUGCUGCUCCAUAUCAACCAAGAAUAUUCCAGUUUAUAUUUAUAAUACCAACAAUAUGUGAUUUGUUUGGAACAACAUUAGCAGGUAUUGCUUUGAUCCUGGGAGGACAAUUAGUCAGUGCUAGUCAGAUGAUUAUUGAGGAAACAUUUUUGAAACGCAGAGGAUUUCAUCCACUGCAUGUUGUUGGUAUGGAAGGAAUUUUUGGAGUAUUUUUCUUAAGUGCGAUUAUAUUACCAAUACUUUAUUAUAUACCUGAUAACUCUAAAUACAGCAGUAAAUAUGAGGACAGUUUAGACGCAUUACUUCAGAUUAAAAACAGUACCAGUAUACUUAUAUUCACAUUACUGUAUCUCUCGUCUAUUGCGUUCUAUAAUUAUUUUGGAUUGGCAGUAACAAAGUCCCUCACAGCUGUACAUCGAACUCUUAUAGAUGCCUGUCGUACUAUUGUAGUAUGGGUGGUGUCCUUAUUUAUUUACUAUGCUUUUGGUCAAGAAUUUGGUGAAGGAUUUGACACAACAUGGGGAAUAUUACAAAUUGAUGGCUUCAUGUUUCUUGUGAUCGGUACAGCUCUUUAUAAUGAACUAUUUGACCUGGAAUGGGUGCCUUGCUGUAAAAAGCCGUUGGAAGAUGUGCCAGUACAGUCGCAGAGUGAAAGGAGAAGGCAUGAUGAUGGUGAUGCCAAUAGUGAUGAGGAUGCGCAAGAUUCUGAUGGGUUGCUAAGAAAUAAAGGAAAUGUGAUUACAUGAAAGUAAUCUGUUAAAAAAUUAGAAUACAUUAAAGAAAGGGUUGAAUUUUAAGUAGUAUUUACACACCCACCAUCCUAUUUAGCUGACUUUGAAUUUAUUUUUUAUUUAUAAAUGUGAAAGUAACAAAGCAAUACAAACACGUACUUGUAUGUUAAUUCCUAGUCUAAGAACAAUAGGUUCUUUUAUUCUUUAUUUUAAACAGCACCAUCGAUAAUUAUGUAUUUGUGUAACAUUGUAACAUAUGAAGACACUUCAUGUGUACCAUUCUUAUGUCACUACAUAAUGAAGGUCUACUUUCUCUAAACCGCAUUGAUUUCCUGAGAGACAAAUGUCGUAACAAUGUCUCUAAAUGUUUUAAAGUCACAGGGACUUUCAUGAAAUUGAGGUAUGUAAAAUUUACAGCGAGUAUUUUGCAAUAAAUGUGAAGCUCAACCAUUAUCAUUUUGAUUAAUCACAGGUGGUAAACAAGAAAACAAAUAAGUAAUAAUG
Saccoglossus kowalevskii is the source of this 2169-nucleotide messenger RNA. RefSeq names its product solute carrier family 35 member F6-like. Gene Ontology annotation, biological process: transmembrane transport. Gene Ontology annotation, molecular function: transmembrane transporter activity. NCBI's taxonomy places the organism in Eukaryota, Metazoa, Hemichordata, Enteropneusta, Harrimaniidae. Gene Ontology annotation, cellular component: intracellular membrane-bounded organelle; membrane. The record is from RefSeq and is a predicted model, not a curated record.